Messenger RNA from Aureobasidium uvarum, 1801 nucleotides. NCBI's taxonomy places the organism in Eukaryota, Fungi, Ascomycota, Dothideomycetes, Dothideales, Saccotheciaceae. The record is from the annotation of a GenBank genome assembly.
AAAUUCGAUGGACGCGAGGGUCAAGCGAAAACGCAUCGUCGGCUCCAAGUAUAGCCGACAUGCUUGUCGAACGUGUCGGUAUGGUUUAACCAACGAGGCGAACUUGACNAAUUCAUUUCUCACUCUAAGCAGAAUCCGGAAAAUCAAGUGUGACGAAGGCAAAGAUUCUUGCAACAAUUGUAUAUCCACUGGGCGAAUCUGUGAUGGUUACAGCGUCAUCGUGCCGGACGGGCGCAACGUUGCUCCACGACCACUUCUUCCAGCCUCGAAAGCCUUGACCUUUCCUAGUAUCUGUGCACGGCCUUCUGCAUACUCUUUCACAUUACACGACGCUCAAGGACACGCCCUGGACUUCUUUCGUCGCAUCACCAUACACCAGCUUCCUUGCGCGUCUGCGUUUGAGACACCAUGGGAGUCUGUCGCACUCGACCUCAUGCAUGGUCAGCCAUCACUCGCAGCGGCAGCGUGUGCCUGUGCUGCCCUGCAUCGCGCUACUACUGACAGUCCAGACGGUGACCGUACUCAGUAUCAGUUUGCGCUUCAGCAAUACAACAACUCCUCGCUCCUGAUGCGGAAGUACAUUGACGAUCUGGACGAUAACACUUCAGAAAGCGCUACCCUUGUUGUCCUUGCAGUCUGCCUGCUNUUUUUCACCUACGAGACUUUCCUUGGUGAUGAUGCUAAGGCUGCCAUACACCUGCACACUGGUCUACGAAUUAUCCAUGAGCGAUUGCGCCCUCGAGAGAACGGUCAGCAGUGCAAUGGCAAAAACGUCAUUAUGGUUGACCAUACCUCGACGAGCCUUUUCAGUGUCUUCGUUCGCGCGUUUGUACGGCUAGACUCGGAUUAUAUGCUGAUUGGAUUCGACGAACCUCAUACUGCAGCUUGUUCGGCAUUCUCCAAUCCCGAUGAAGCCAGCCUUCAUCUCGAAACUAUCACUGCAAAGAUCUUCGAUGUUUACGACCUCAUAGCUCAGAGAGCCUUCCAGCGUUUGGAAGAUAGCGAGUUCGAAGACAUAGAGACUCUAGAUGAGGAUCAGCAGAUCUGCCUCAUGCGAGCAGCUAUACGCUUUUCGAAGUUGAGUCAAAGUCUCGAGGAAGCUGUGGUAGAUUGUAAACAAUCUUUACAUGCUUGGACCAAGGCUUUCAGGAUGGUGCCCCAAACAUCCGCAAAUCUGCGGUCGCACAUAUCCACCCAACUGUUCUUCUUCUGCGUCCAUAUAUGGAUCGAGACGUGGCACGACGUCAAUGCCUGCCUUGUGGAUCGCUUUGCGCCUCAAUUUGCGUACUUCACUGAUCUCUGCGAGCAGUACCUUGACUUACAUACCGCAAGAACGCCACAUCACAACACUUUCGUAGGCUGCAAUGGAACAGGCGAAUAUCGAUUCUAUACGCCUCCAGCUUUCUCGCUCGGCUCCGGAGUUGUGACCUGUCUUGCAACUAUCGUCGAGAAAUGUCGUACUUCCUCAAUCCGUCGACGCUGCAUCGGACUUUUGCGGAAAAUAAACUUGAGAGGUGUUUUCGACACCAACUACCUUGCCACCUACCUACAAGCUAUCAUCGAUCAUGAAGAGCAGGCCGCUCAACUCCAGCACCCGGAUCUUGACUUCAGCAACGGCUUGAAAGCGAACGAAGUGAAUGAAGAUGCUAGACUCUUGGAAGUCAUCAUGUCACCGGCGCGCCAUCGAUCCCGGUUCGAAUUCUACAAAUCAAACCGCGUCAAUGCAGUCUUCGUGACAAACGGGCGUGAGAUGCAACUCGGACGCCUUACGGCCUGCGUCUCGCGGGAAACACCCUCAUCA